Messenger RNA from Wasmannia auropunctata (little fire ant), 663 nucleotides. Its product is annotated as putative gustatory receptor 28b. Gene Ontology annotation, biological process: sensory perception of taste. The transcript is spliced from 3 exons. NCBI's taxonomy places the organism in Eukaryota, Metazoa, Arthropoda, Insecta, Hymenoptera, Formicidae. The record is from RefSeq and is a predicted model, not a curated record. Gene Ontology annotation, cellular component: dendrite; axon; neuronal cell body. Bases 1 to 663 code for a protein of 220 amino acids.
AUGCUGUACAUGAACUGCGUUUGUGUGUUAAAGGGUUGUUUCAAGGAAAUCAACAACAAUCUUUUACACGUGCUCAUAGUAAAUAAUAAACCAUGUGUUCUCACGAUGUUUUACUACGAGAAGAGAAAUCCAUUCCUGAUAAUGAAGCUUAAGGCUCUAAUGAAGAAGCAUAUGGCAAUCAGCAACGCAGUACAAAUGCUAAAUAUGACCUUGAGUGUGCAAUUUCUUGCUUCGAUAGUCAUAACCUUUUUUGAUGUUAGUCUUAACACGUAUUUCUAUCUAGUACAAUGGCAUGGUGAAUUGGUCUUCAAUUUGGAUAAACAAGUUGGCGAUAUAUACUUAUUAUUUAUAUUAUAUUAUAUUAUAAAAAUGGCAUUUAUUGUGUGGGCAUGCGAAACCGGCAAGAAUCAGGCUCAAGAGAUUCACACUACCAUUCACUAUGUACUUAACAGCAUCAGGGAUGAGAAAAUGAAAAAUGAGUUGCAGUUAUUUUCCUUACAAACACUACACUGCAAAAUUACAUUUUCCGCCAUAGGUUUCAAUGUGGAUGCAACAUUUCUCGCGACGAUGGUGGGUACCAUUGCCACAUAUAUGCUAAUAUCGGUACAAUUCCUGGUUAUAUCACAUUCUUGCGAUGAAAAAUCUGCAAUCAAUAGUACAUGA